Molecule: messenger RNA, 1881 nt
Organism: Rotaria sordida
Lineage: Eukaryota; Metazoa; Rotifera; Eurotatoria; Philodinida; Philodinidae
Source: the annotation of a GenBank genome assembly
AUGUUUAAAAAAAUAUUCAAACGAAAUCAAAAUAAUAAUAAUAAUAUCGUCGAUGAAAAAAAUUCAUUAUCAUUUAUAAAUCGUUAUUAUAUAUUUCUUAAAGCUCAUUAUUUUUUUUUAUAUGCAACAUUUGGUUCACUUCUUCCUAUAUUAAAUAUAACAUUAAGAAAUCGUGGUCUUUAUGAUGUUGAAAUAUUAUAUAUGAAUAUAAUUGUACCAUUUAUUAUAUUUCUAACAAAUCCAUUAUUAGGAUUAUUCGUGGAUCGUCUUCGUCGUUUUCGUCUUAUAUUUAAUAUAAUAUUAAUAUUAUCAGCAAUAUUUCUUAGUAUUAUGUUUUAUUUACCAUCAUUAAAAUCUUAUUCAAUUGAUGGACAUAUUUAUAAAAGUGAUACAAUGGAAUAUUCAUUAACUUUUUGUUCAAAUAAACAAUUUGCUGUUAAAUGUUCAUUAAGAUCAAAAUGUGGAUGUACUUAUCAAACUUUUUGUAGAUCAUUAAUAAAAAUUAAAAAUAAUUUAGAUAAUAAACCAAUAAAAACAUUUCGUUUUAAUUUUACAAUUGAUUCAACAUAUAUUAAUAAUGAUUAUCAAAAUAUAUCUUUAAUAACAAAUAAUACUUCUCAAUGUCUUGUUAAUUAUCUUUUACCAAUUGAUCAAACAAUUAAUAUGUAUAAAAUUGAUCAACCUGUAGAUUUGUUUGACGAAAAUGAUGGAUCAUCAAUAAAUCUCUAUGAUAAAAUAGCAAUAUGUUAUGUUCGAUGUUCAAUAGAUAAUAUAUGUUAUUCAUCACGUUAUCCAAAACAAAUUCUAUAUAUAUUAUUAUAUAUAUUUUUAACUAUAAUUGGUCUUGUUCUUUUUGGAAUAGCAACAACAUUAUCUACUACAAUUACUUUUAUUGCAUUAGAUAAUCCAAAUUUAUUUGGUAGACAACGUGCUUGGGGUACAAUAGGUACUGGAUUAGCAGCUUUUAUUGUUAGUCGACUUUAUUUACAUUUUAAAAAAGAAUAUAUUUACAUAUUAUCAUUAAUUAUAUGUACAAUUAUUUGUGUAAUUAGUACAAGUUUCAUUAAAUUAAAAUUUGAUAAAUUUAAACAAUCUAAAAAAAAUAUUUCAAAUCAAUCUCUUAAAAAUAAAUCCAAAGAUUUUUCUCUUGAUAAUAAUCAAGGUGAAGAUAAUAGUACGGAAAAUAAUUUAACAAAAAUUCAAUUACUAAUUCCAUUAUUAAAACAAAUCGAUGUUAUAGUUUUUCUCUUAACAACAUUUGUUUGGGGAACAUCAUUUGGUGUUCUUGAUCCGUUUGUAAUAUUACAUAUUGAUGAAAUAUCUCCAUGUCAAUCUCAUUCAAUAGCAGGAUAUAUGUCAUUAUUAACAUCAUUAAUCGAACUUCUUGCUUUAGUUUUUGCUCGAAAAAUUCUUAUAAUUCUUGGUAAAAAUAAAUGUUCAAUGUUAAUAUUUAUUGCAUUUUCAAUACGUUUCUUUGGUUAUUAUUCAAUUGUUCGACCUUAUUUUAUAUUAAUUGUUGAAACAAUGCAUUUUUUUAAUUUUGGUAUAUUAUAUGUAUUUAUUUGUGAAAAAGCUCUUAAUAUUGCUCCAAAUGGUCUAUCAGGAACACUUCAAGGUUUAGUUUAUGGAAUUUGUUUUGGUUUAGGUCGUGGUGUUGGUCUAAUUAUGUCUUUAUUAAUUUCAAUGUGGUUAAAUAAACGACGUCUAUUUUUAAUAUGGUCGAUAUUCAAUUUAAUAAUGUGUAUUUUUUAUUUAAUAUAUUAUAUACUUAAUAAACGAAGAAAAGCAUCUGUACUUAAUUUCAAGACCAAUAAAAAUAAUUUAUCUGAAAAUAUUUUGCGAGAGUCGGAAUUAAAUCCAACAGAAAAAAUCUUAAAAUAA